Messenger RNA from Labeo rohita (rohu), 1642 nucleotides. RefSeq names its product doublesex- and mab-3-related transcription factor B1. Lineage: Eukaryota; Metazoa; Chordata; Actinopteri; Cypriniformes; Cyprinidae. The coding region runs from base 124 to 1035 and encodes 303 amino acids. Gene Ontology annotation, cellular component: nucleus. The transcript is spliced from 4 exons. Gene Ontology annotation, molecular function: RNA polymerase II cis-regulatory region sequence-specific DNA binding; DNA-binding transcription factor activity, RNA polymerase II-specific. The record is from RefSeq and is a predicted model, not a curated record. Gene Ontology annotation, biological process: sex differentiation; regulation of transcription by RNA polymerase II.
UGAACUGCCAAUUUAAAGAAUUUGGCGGACAGACCCCUGCAGACGAAAUUUAUUCAAAUGUAACACAUUGAUUUUGAUAUUUCAAGCUAUUAUCGAUAGUAUAUUUCGUGGAUUUUCGUGGCGAUGGCAAAUAUUCCAGCAGCGGCGCCAAAUAAUCAAAUAACGUUAACCGAAGAAAGAGCGGCGCGUAGCCCGAAGUGUGCCCGCUGUCGCAACCACGGCUUCGUCGUCCAGUUAAAAGGCCAUUCGGGAAAAUGUCAGUUCAGGCAAUGUUUGUGCUGGAAGUGUUCUCUCAUUAACGAGCGGACGAGAAUCCUCGCAUCUCAGAGAAGGAUGAGAUCGGUUCAGGGACACGACUCACCGGGUGCCGAUCGUCCAGUCCAAACCGCUCCAUCCGGCAGAAAAACGGUCUCAACUAACGGAGUGAACGGUGAAAUCGACCUCAGUGCAAGAAAGGAGAGUAAUAUUAAAGCGCCCGUUGAUGAUACAACGUACGUCGAGCUCCGCGGUGCAGUUAGCUUGAGCGCGGUUAACUGUGACGCGAAGACACCGGCGGGACCGAGCGCUCCGAGUGGCGCUAUUGGAGAUGCACCACCUUUUCCAGGAGAGUACAUAAUUAAUGAGGCAGUUCCAGGGCAAAUUUAUCCAGCGGAGAUGUUCACAAUGCCUCUUCCAUUCUACCAACAUUACCCGGAUAGAUACAUGUUCCCAGCCGUGCUGGUGACCCUGAGACCACCUGCACCGGGAGCCUUCAGGGAACAUGUUGGAUUUGUUCCCCUGCCACCAGGGGCGCUGUCUCAUCUGCAGGAGACUCAUGAAUGGCAAAUCCAUGUUCCACACUAUAGUCCGUACCCAGUACCACCAUAUCCCGGGUAUUCCCACCAUUCACAGAGUCACAUGGAGGGACAGCAAGGAAGAUCUGAGCUUCCUCCUCAAGUCACAAAUGUCCCAGAAAGUCAAGUUUGUGGAAUCCAGCAAACAGAUGCUGUACCUGCAGACAGACUUUCCUCAGGGAAAGCAGAUGAGAACAAAUGAGACCUUCAGUUUUUAUGUCAACUGAUACCACGUCAUUUGUACAAGACAUGCAUACAUUGAUUCCUUUUCAAAAACAUUUCUUUUUCUUCUUCCAAAAGCAUUUAUGAUGCAUGUUCAUUAAAGUGACAAUGUUGUAUUCAUGAUUUACAGCUAAAAUCAAUGCCAUUUUUGUUCCGGCAACCGUUUGACAUUCGUUUUACACUACAGUCAGUUGAUUAUAGCAUCAGUCUUCAUUUGCUGUUGCAGUUUUUACAUUUGACAGGUUAGAAAGUUGAAUACCUGUUGUUUGUAUUGUUUUGGGGAAAGUAGAGACAUGUUCUUUCCCUAAAUCUGGAAGUGUUUGAUGAAUAAACUUAAAUUCUGAAGAUUUAGUGCCUUUUUGAUUGCUUAACUGAAGCAGCUCUUGACUCUUAUUUCUUUUCCCUGUGUAACUCAGACACGGUGUGAUCCUGUUUGUAAAGAGACAUUAAGAUUCCCAGGAUGAACAUCUCACUUCAUUUGCUUAUCUGAACCCAGACGGCACAGGAACGACACUGUCAGAUUACUACAACCAGGACCAGUGGGCAGAUAAACUAAUUACAAUCUCAUGAAUAUUAAUGAGCUCCUC